AUACAAUAAAAGAGAUAAUAAAAAUAAUAGUUAUAAUAAAUAAAUGAUCAGCUGUAAAUAAAUAAAAAAAAAAUUAAUCAUUUUAAUUAAAUUCAAUUUUAAUCAUUAUAAUUUAUUAUUUCUUUUCAAAAAAAAAAAAAUAAAAAAACAAAACAAAUACAAAUAAAAAAACCACACAUUAUAAUUGAAUAGUUGUCUAUUGUUGUUGUUAGUAAAAUAUUAAUAAUAACUUUCAAUUAAAUUAAAUUAAAUUAAAAUAUUCAUUAGCUUUAUAAUAUAAUAAUAUUUAAAAGAUAUAUUACAUUUGUUAAUAUUCUUAGUUUAGAAAUCCAUAUAAUUAUAUAGAAAAAAAAAAAAUUAUAAUAAUGGAUCAAUCCCCACCAAAACAACAGUUUUAUUUUGAAAGUCCAUUUAGACCUAUGGAUUCAUUAAACAAGAGUAGCACUUAUGACUUUACCUCACUAAAUAAUCAGUUAGAAAUGGAUAUUGAAGAUGAAGAUUCAUUAUUCAAUUCUCACAGAAAUAUAUUAUCAGAACCUCCAAGACCCACAGGUUUAUUGAUGAAAUUUAUUUUCUUAUUCCAUCCAAUGUUACUAUUUUUAUUUAUUUUACCAGGUGUUUUAACAUUUUGGAUUCUAUUUAUUGCAGGUGAAAGCUCUUUAAAGCCAUUCUUUUAUAUAGUAUUUCUUUUAGUUCCACUGGUUUUCCAAAUCGUUUUAUUAAUCUAUCAUUCAAACUCAUUUGUCUUUUUAAAUUAUGGCCUUCAAGCUUUAUCAAGAAAAUAUAAUAAUAGUGUAGCAGGUCAAUAUGGUCAGUUAUAUCAAUUGGUAGAUAUCCAAUCUGGUAAUGUUGUCACAAUGCUAGAUCAAAGAAUUGCCGACGAAAAAGCAAUGUAUUUAUAUAUUCCAGUAACUAAAGAAGUUUUUAAUAUGUCUUAUUAUGAAUCAACAUUAAGAAUCAAUGCCUUGGGACAUUGGCAAGUGGUUUUAACAUGGAAAGCUUUAUUAAGUUUCUUUGUCUUUGGUGUUAUGUUAUCAGAAUUCAUACUUUUAUUUGUUUUAAAGUCAUGGUUCCUUCAAUUAUUUUAAGAAAAAUAAAUAAUAUUAAAUUUCUUUUUUUUUUUUUAAAUAAAUAAUAAACUAAAACCAUAACAAAUAUAUAUAAAUCCAUUAAAUAAAAAAAUAAAAGAAAAAAAAAAAAGAAAAAAAGAUAAUCUCUUUUUAAAUUAUUAUUUGUUUAAU
Dictyostelium purpureum is the source of this 1241-nucleotide messenger RNA. RefSeq lists its product as uncharacterized. Bases 366 to 1088 code for a protein of 240 amino acids. The record is from RefSeq and is a predicted model, not a curated record. Lineage: Eukaryota; Evosea; Eumycetozoa; Dictyosteliales; Dictyosteliaceae. The transcript has 3 exons.